AAAUAACACUGUUGAUGGGGUUUCCCAGAAACCAGAGUCAUUCGGGUAACGUGAACUGUCAGUAAGAUUACAUUACAUGAACUCUGAUUUAUACUACGGAUGUCCCUGCCUCAGCAAGCUUCUGCACCAGGAAUAACAGCAUACAUUACUUGCCUACUCAAUCUCAUGGUCGUCGUCUGGAGAUCUCCAGAUUGUUAACAUCGUGAUAAAGACUACCUCCUACUGUGAGGACCUGUAUCCUCGAGGCUUUGGUAUGGGUCACAGAACCAGUAAACUACGGCCUAAAGAGCUUGAGGAUUUACAAAUCAACACGCACUUCUCUGAGAAGGAGCUGCACGACUGGUACAAGAACUUUCGUCGUGACUAUCCUAACGGCUUCCUCACACUAGACAACUUCAUUAGCAUAUACUCUAAGUGUUUCCCUGAAGGAGAUGCUGAGAGUUUUGCUGUCCAUGCCUUCAGGACAUUUGAUACGAAUGGUGAUGGUGUUAUCAACUUUCGAGAGUUCAUGUGUGCAUUGAGUGUAAAAAGUCAAGGACGCAGUGACCAGAAGUUGAGGUGGGCAUUCCGGAUGUAUGACGUGGACAGUAAUGGCUACAUCUCCCGACAUGAGAUGAUGGAAAUCAUACAGGCUAUCUUUAAGAUGGUGGGAAAUGGUGAUGAGUCAGCAGCAGAAGAGCGGACAGACAAGAUCUUCAGUAUGAUGGACAAAAAUGCUGAUGGACAGCUGUCACAGGAAGAAUUCAUAGAGGGAGCUAGGAGUGACCCCACUAUAGUACAGAUGAUAGCAUGAUCGAGUAACCAUGGUUAUACGUAUACACUACCAGUACAAAUCUGAUUGGGUAUCCAUGGGUCAUGUGAUCCAUUAUUUACCCUUGUGUGUACAUGUUACAGUGCUAUUUGGUAAAGUAUAUUAAUAUUAUAUUUUGAAUAAACUGUAUGAGUAAUUUAUCAACAUGAACUAUGCAAAUAUAUCAUAAGUAAACUGUGAUUCAAUACAUGAGGUCAGGUUGUGAAAUCAUUGACUGUGAAUCUUUAACAGAUUGAAGCAGUCUACCCAGAAUACAAAAUGGUCGUCAGUCUUUGACUUACUCCAGUAUUCAAAAUGGUUGUCAGUCUUUGACUUACUCCAGUAUACAAAAUGGUCGUCAGUCUUUGACUUACUCCAGUAUACAAAAUGGUCGUCAGUCUUUGACUUACUCCAGUAUUCAAAAUGGUUGUCAGUCUUUGACUUACUCCAGUAUACAAAAUGGUCGUCAGUCUUUGACUUACUCCAGUAUACAAAAUGGUUGUCAGUCUUUGACUCGCUCCAGUAUACAAAAUGGUUGUCAGUCUUUGACUUACUCCAGUAUACAAAAUGGUCGUCAGUCUUUGACUUACUCCAGUAUACAAAAUGGUUGUCAGUCUUUGACUUACUCCAGUAUACAAAAUGGUUGUCAGUCUUUGACUUACUCCAGUAUACAAAAUGGUUGUCAGUCUUUGACUCCCUACAGUAUACAAAAUGGUCGUCAGUCUUUGACUCACUCCAGUAUACAAAAUGGUUGUCAGUCUUUGACUUACUCCAGUAUACAAAAUGGUUGUCAGUCUUUGACUCCCUACAGUAUACAAAAUGGUUGUCAGUCUUUGACUUACUCCAGUAUACAAAAUGGUCGUCAGUCUUUGACUCACUCCAGUAUACAAAAUGGUUGUCAGUCUUUGACUCGCUCCAGUAUACAAAAUGGUUGUCAGUCUUUGACUUACUCCAGUAUACAAAAUGGUCGUCAGUCUUUGACUUACUCCAGUAUACAAAAUGGUCGUCAGUCUUUGACUCGCUCCAGUAUACAAAAUGGUCGUCAGUCUUUGACUCGCUCCAGUAUACAAAAUGGUCGUCAGUCUUUGACUCGCUCCAGUAUACAAAAUGGUCGUCAGUCUUUGACUCGCUCCAGUAUACAAAAUGGUCGUCAGUCUUUGACUCACUCCAGUAUACAAAAUGGUCGUCAGUCUUUGACUUACUCCAGUAUACAAAAUGGUCGUCAGUCUUUGACUCGCUCCAGUAUACAAAAUGGUCGUCAGUCUUUGACUCGCUCCAGUAUACAAAAUGGUUGUCAGUCUUUGACUCGCUCCAGUAUACAAAAUGGUCGUCAGUCUUUUAUACAAAAUGUUAUAUUCAUUCUAAUUUACAUUGUUGAAAAGUUUACUGACAUUAGCAGCUAGACUAGUAAACAUGAUGAUUUUCAUUUAAUAUUGUUGUGUAGCUCAAAAUCAAUGUCCAUGUUAAUCUGUGAUCAAGAUAUUUACAUAUUUGUUUAAUAUAUUUGUAUGUACAUGCAUAAGUAUACCAGGUAUUUUUUGUAUUUUAGGACUUUUGUCAUUAUAUAGCAGGUAUUUUUGUAGGACAUUUGUCAUCAAGUUUACACAUUUAACUCUGUUGUGUACAGAUCAUGUCUAUACUGUUAGUUUUUAACAUUUUUACCCAAACUUAUUGGGGCCAGUUUCUAUAUUACAGAGUCAUUGAGUCUUGUACAAAUUUACAUCUGUUCUACCCCUUGGGUGGUAUUAAUGUAGUUUGAAGGAAAAUUAAGUCACUAUGACCUACAUUUUGAAUGUCUCAUAACAUUAACCCUAGGUUAGAUGGUGUGAUUAUAUCUGUUCCUCAAACACUAUAUAUAUAGCGGUUACACAAUGAGUGGUUAUUUUUUCACUCGAGUUUGUCAUUUUUCAAAUGUAAC
Messenger RNA from Pecten maximus, 2708 nucleotides. RefSeq names its product neurocalcin homolog. Lineage: Eukaryota; Metazoa; Mollusca; Bivalvia; Pectinida; Pectinidae. The transcript has 3 exons. The record is from RefSeq and is a predicted model, not a curated record. Bases 254 to 793 code for a protein of 179 amino acids. Gene Ontology annotation, molecular function: calcium ion binding.